AUGAGUUAUGUAUCUGAUUCUGAAUACAAAGAAGGAGAUGAUGGUGAUUUAUCUGCUAGAGCUGAAUCUGAUAAACCAUGGGUGCUGACAGCAACAUCUCGAGCUGUAAAAUAUAUUUUUGAAAAAAUAAUUAAUGAAAACAGUAAAAAACUCCACACAAGUGAAAAGAUGACUGCUGAAGAAAAGGCAUUGAUAAGAUACACUGCAUCAAAUAUGAUUGACCCUUACAUCAUCAAUGAAAGGCUAACUCAUGGUUGGUGCUGUGAUGUCCACAUUCUCAGUGCAGGAGGGAAGGAUCUGGCAGAAUGGGAAUUUGCAUGGAAUCCUACUACCACUAAAACUAUUGCAGAUAGAUGCAGAUCAAACCAAGUGAACCAGACAAUCUUAAAUGAACUUUUAAGAAUUGGUGAACUGGAAAGCAGCCUUGACAUCCGGCUCAUAUAUGUUCAGAUGGCAGGGAUAAAUGGACAAUCGCUCUCAAUGGAUUUGAAGAAUGUGUGCCUAUACAACAUCAAGAAACUUAGGGAUGCUAUAAAAUUUUUUUACUUUGUGUUGAACUUCUAUCAAAAAUUUAAUGAAUCAUUGGAGUUAAUAGACCAAAACAAAUUAUUUGAAAAAAUAUUUAAGGCAAAUGUUGAUAAGAAACAGUACAAAAUCUGUGAUAUUGAUUCUGAUGUUGAUGCUAAUGAUAGUCUAAUAGAAAGAAGUAGUAAAAAUAACAGCAACGAUCGUUCAAAUGUAAACAUGUUGAAAAUUAUGAAGAAUAUUAAUAUUUUAUUAGAUGAGAAUAGGAAACUUUCUGAAAAACAAGAUCAAACUAACGAAUUACUUUUUUCAAUAAAUAAAAAACUUGAAUUAAUGACUGAUGAAAAAGAUGAUGAUAUAAAAUUUAAGGGUGACAUUAAUAAUAUAACGAAAAUUUUACUUGAAGAAUAUGUCUAUCCUGAUCAAAAUGACAUUAAAGAUGUAUCAUUUAAUUAUUUUAAUAGUUAUAAGAAAGAUUGGUUUCAAAAGAAGUUUGGAUCCAAAAACAGCAAAUUUGUGUUUUGGUUAGAAAACAAUGUUUCUAAAGAGCUUCUCAGUAAAUUAAGAAAGACGCGCGGAACCAUUACAGCUAAUAUAAAGAAAAACAUGUUCAUUGUUCUAAACCUACCGGAAAUUAAUAUGAACUCUUCCCCAACUGAAAUAAUUAAUUGGAAAAAAAGUUUACCUGUAAAACGAGCUCAACAAACUUUAUUUUUUUCAAGCAAUGAUCAACCAAGCCAAAUGGACCAGAUUAUCAAAAAAACAUGGAAUAGAAGUCAUAUAAAAACCACUGAAAUGCUUAAAGCUUAUGCAAUCACCGUUGUUGAAAAUAUCUUGAAUUCGAAGAUUCUAUCUAUUGAAAUUUCACAAUCGCGAGUUAAAUCAAGAUUGUCAAGAAAUUUGAUAAAGAUUAGAAACAAUGAGGAUUUUACUUUUAAUAAAGAUGACGAUUACAAAAACAAUGUUAAUAGUGAUAGUGAUUAUAGGGAUGAAGAUUAUGAAAAGGAUAAUCUUGACAAAGAAGACUUUUAUUUUGAAGGUAACAGAGGCCAUGAUGAUCAUAGGUAUGAUAAAGAAAAGAUUAAUGAAGAUGAAGAUUUUAAAACUUGUAAACAAGAACCAAAUCUUGAAAUUAUCACCUUUAAUAAUAAUAAAUCUUCAUGUGAUAAAGAUGCCAAUGAUAAAGAUGAAGAUUUUGGAACUUGUAAACAAGAAUCAAAUUUUGAAAUCGCUAUCAUUAAUAAUAAAUUUUCAUGUGAUGAUGACAAGGAUAAAGAUGAGAAGGAUAGAAAAUAUAAAUUUAAUAAUAUGUUGAUACAUCAUACCGAUUUUUAUUCCAAUAAUGCUGACGAAUUUUCUUGUUUGCCAACAACUCAAGUGUUGACUAAAGAAA
Entrophospora candida is the source of this 1918-nucleotide messenger RNA. The record is from the annotation of a GenBank genome assembly. Lineage: Eukaryota; Fungi; Glomeromycota; Glomeromycetes; Entrophosporales; Entrophosporaceae.